Chrysochloris asiatica (Cape golden mole) is the source of this 435-nucleotide messenger RNA. It is a transcript of the gene MRPS18C, whose product is annotated as mitochondrial ribosomal protein S18C. The transcript has 6 exons. Gene Ontology annotation, molecular function: structural constituent of ribosome; small ribosomal subunit rRNA binding. The coding region runs from base 1 to 435 and encodes 144 amino acids. Gene Ontology annotation, biological process: mitochondrial translation. Lineage: Eukaryota; Metazoa; Chordata; Mammalia; Afrosoricida; Chrysochloridae. The record is from RefSeq and is a predicted model, not a curated record. Gene Ontology annotation, cellular component: ribosome; mitochondrial small ribosomal subunit.
AUGGCAGCUGUAGUUACAGGUGGUAGUGCUCUAGGGAGAAAAGGAUUGACGCAUUUAGUAGCUGUUGCGGUUGGUCUCACAGAAUCCAGGAUGCACUCCGUGCUGUGCAGGAGAACUUGUUCACAAUGUAAACAGGUAACCAGCAAAGAAGACCUGCCCAUUCCAAUGGAAAAUCCUUAUAAGGAACCUCUUAAAAAAUGCCUCUUGUGUGGAAAACGUGUAGAUUAUAAGAAUGUACAGCUGUUGUCUCAGUUCAUUUCUCCAUUUACUGGAUGCAUUUAUUCAAGACACAUAACAGGUCUUUGUGGAAGGAAACAGAAAGAAAUCACAAAAGCGAUUAAGAGGGCUCAAGUGAUGGGGUUUAUGCCAGUCACAUACAAGGAUCCUGCGUAUCUCAAAGACCCCAAAAUUUGUAACAUCAAAUAUCGGGAGUAA